AUGCUCAAAGAAAAAUUAACACUGGGGACUCGGUCGCUCACACAGCUUUGCAGGCCCCCGGGACAUGAUACUUGA
This is a messenger RNA of Spirodela intermedia, 75 nucleotides long. The record is from the annotation of a GenBank genome assembly. NCBI's taxonomy places the organism in Eukaryota, Viridiplantae, Streptophyta, Magnoliopsida, Alismatales, Araceae.